GAAUUAAGAACUGACUGGCCUUUGCAAAAACACAACCACCACCCAUUUAUAUCACCCUCCCAAAGGCCAAAUCCACACUCUCAACGUAACUUUCCAUUUCCAUCAAAAUGAAAUCAACAAAACUGAUAAUAAACAACAAAUCUGAACACCCCAUUCUUCUCCCUUCUUUGUAUAGUACAACAUUCCAUGGCCAAUAAGAAUCUAACUGAAUAAUUCCCUUUAUAUUCUCUUCCUUUUUAAGUCAUGAUUUCCUCUUACUUCUUACUUCACAACUCACAUCUUUACUUCCACAAGCACAGGGUUUGUGUUUUCUCCAAUGAAACUCAUCAGUUUCAGAAGAAAGAGUUCCUUGAGAUAAUAAAGCCCCAAGUUUUGAGACCCAAAGGCUCCUCCGGUUUCAUACGCCCUUAUGCUUCCCUUUCAUCUUUCGCUGAGGGGGGAGAGGGUUAUGAGAAAUUUGAAGCCAAAGGGCUUCAGAAUCAAGAAGACCCAAGCUCUGAAGUUGAAGAAGAUGAGUUGCCUGGAGGUAUGGCGCAGGCUUUUAACAUAUCUUCAAGAACAGCUUCUGCUAUUUCGAUAUGCGUUGCAGUGGCGGCCCUGAGCUUGCCAUUGGCGAUGAAGUCUUUGCAGGGUGAGGGGGUGGGGUUAAAGUGUAAGGUUUUGUCAUAUGUGACGCUGUUGUUUGGGUUCUACAUGGCGUGUAACAUUGGGGCUAACGAUGUGGCUAAUGCCAUGGGGACUUCGGUGGGUUCUGGGGCCUUGACGCUCCGGCAGGCGGUGUUGAUGGCCGGAGUUUUGGAAUUCUCCGGCGCAUUGUUAAUGGGAACGCAUGUCACGAGUACAAUGCAGAAGGGGAUUCUUGUUGCCAGUGUUUUCCAAGGAAAGGAUACUUUGCUCUUUGCUGGGCUUCUGUCUUCUUUGGCUGCUGCAGGGACAUGGCUACAGGUUGCAUCAUACUAUGGUUGGCCGGUGUCCACCACACAUUGUAUAGUGGGAUCCAUGGUUGGGUUUGGUCUGGUGUAUGGAGGAACCGGAGCUGUGUUCUGGAGCUCACUAGCAAGGGUAACGUCGUCCUGGGUAAUCUCCCCUGUUAUUGGAGCAAUGGCAUCAUUUCUCGUCUAUAAGUUCAUCCGCAGAUUUGUUUACAGUGCUCGGAAUCCAGGGCAAGCAGCCGCUGCAGCGGCACCAAUCGCUGUUUUUCUUGGUGUUACCGGAAUCUCCUACGCUGCCCUCCCUCUUAGCACCACACUUUCAGUGGCUCUGCUCCAGGCUUUAGCACUCGGCGGCAUUGGGGCUAUAAUGGUGGACAGAAUCAUCAGAAAGCAACUCGGGCACCUCCUAGCCGCCAAGUCCAAAUCAAAGACACAAACUACCCAGACCAAGAAUCUAGGACUCCUGUCGGACGUGGCUGGCCCGAAAGGCACGCAGCUAGAGAUAGUUUACGGCGUGUUUGGGUACAUGCAGAUUGUGUCCGCCUGUUUCAUGUCAUUUGCCCACGGCGGCAACGACGUUUCCAACGCCAUAGGCCCUCUGGCGGCGGCGCUGUCGAUCGUUCAAGGCGGAAUGAUUGGUGGCGGCGGGGAGGUUUUGGUUAUCCCGAAUGAUGUCCUGGGUUGGGGAGGGUUCGGGAUUGUGGCGGGGCUAAUGAUGUGGGGGUACCGAGUGAUUGCCACCAUUGGAAAGAAGAUCACCGAGCUGACACCCACGAGGGGUUUCGCGGCCGAAUUUGCAGCCGCCUUUGUGGUUUUGGUGGCGUCCAAGCUCGGGCUGCCCAUCUCGGCCACCCACACUCUUGUGGGGGCCGUGAUGGGGGUCGGGUUUGCCCGAGGGCUUAAUAGUGUUAGAGCAGAAACUGUGAGGGAGAUUGUGACUUCUUGGGCAGUCACAAUCCCUGCCGGGGCUUGCUUGUCUGUCAUUUAUACAUGGGUUUUCACUAAGCUGUUGUCAUACAUAAUCUAAGUGUACAUUACAAUAUGAUUAUACAAAUUCAUUCAUAUUGUAUGUAAGCAUCAGUGUACAAACACUUUUUUAGCGGAUUUAUUGAUUGUAGAGGCAAAUCGAGGCUCUAUGGCAGAGGCAUAUGGGGCGGGCAGCCCUCAAAAUUGGGAUGUAUUUUUUUAAAAUGAUUAUAGUGUGAUACUUGUUUUUUUUUU
Messenger RNA from Ipomoea nil (Japanese morning glory), 2153 nucleotides. Its product is annotated as inorganic phosphate transporter 2-1, chloroplastic. Lineage: Eukaryota; Viridiplantae; Streptophyta; Magnoliopsida; Solanales; Convolvulaceae. The record is from RefSeq and is a predicted model, not a curated record. The coding region runs from base 244 to 1959 and encodes 571 amino acids. Gene Ontology annotation, molecular function: phosphate transmembrane transporter activity. Gene Ontology annotation, biological process: phosphate ion transmembrane transport. The transcript is spliced from 3 exons. Gene Ontology annotation, cellular component: membrane.